Messenger RNA from Ananas comosus (pineapple), 2125 nucleotides. RefSeq names its product cysteine--tRNA ligase, chloroplastic/mitochondrial-like. Gene Ontology annotation, biological process: cysteinyl-tRNA aminoacylation. The transcript has 10 exons. Gene Ontology annotation, molecular function: ATP binding; cysteine-tRNA ligase activity. Gene Ontology annotation, cellular component: cytoplasm. Bases 273 to 1781 code for a protein of 502 amino acids. NCBI's taxonomy places the organism in Eukaryota, Viridiplantae, Streptophyta, Magnoliopsida, Poales, Bromeliaceae. The record is from RefSeq and is a predicted model, not a curated record.
CUCACCCCCCUGUCAGCCCUGCCACCGACCCCAGCCCCGAUACCUUCCCUUCCGGCCGCUCGCCGAACGCCAUCGGAAGCCCCAGCGGGGCCACAUCGAAGAUCGGGUUCUGCACUCUUCAGAAAUCGAAACCCUCCUCGUCGCCUCUUCCUCUUCCUCUUCCUCUUCCGCUUCCGCUUCCUCCAACGAUGGAUCAGUAAUCGGGUGGUUCUUUACAAGAAUUUUCCUUGACAGGUUUCGAGAGGAGCGGGGGGUGGGAGGAAGGGGCGGAGAUGGGGGAUCCGGAGCUCGUCCUCUUCAACUCCAUGUCGAAGCAGAAGGAGCCCUUCAAGCCGAUAGUUGACGGGAAGGCCUCCAUGUACGUUUGCGGCGUCACCCCCUACGAUCUCAGCCACAUCGGCCACGCCCGCGCCUACGUCGCCUUUGACGUGCUCCACAGAUACUUGAAGCAUUUGGGAUAUGAAAUUAAGUACGUGCGCAACUUCACUGAUAUCGACGACAAGAUCAUCAAACGAGCAAAUGAAGCUGGGGAGGAUCCAUUAAGUUUAAGUAGCCGAUUUAGCAAAGAAUUCUUGGAUGAUAUGGCUGUCCUUCAAUGCUUGCCUCCAACUCAUGAACCACGUGUGACAGAUCACACAAACCAGAUAAAGGAUAUGAUAGCAAAGAUAAUUGAUAAUGGCCAUGCCUACACUCUUGAGGGAGAUGUUUACUUUUCUGUUGAUAGUUUUCCCGAUUAUUGCCGUUUGUCUGGACGGAAGUUAGAUGACAAUCUUGCAGGUGGAGGUGGACGAGCCUCUGUUGAUCUGAGAAAGCGGAAUCCCGCAGACUUUGCAUUAUGGAAGUCUGCUAAGCCUGGUGAGCCAAGUUGGGAAAGUCCAUGGGGCCCAGGGCGACCAGGGUGGCAUAUUGAAUGCAGUGCCAUGAGUUCUCAUUAUUUAGGCCAUGCUUUCGAUAUUCAUGGUGGGGGAAAGGAUUUGAUCUUCCCUCACCAUGAAAACGAGCUCGCGCAGAGUCGAGCUGCUUGUCCAGAAAGCAACGUGAACUAUUGGAUGCAUAAUGGCUUCGUCAACCGGGAUAAUCAGAAAAUGUCCAAGUCAGACAAUAACUUCUUCACAAUCCGAGAUAUAAUUGAGAAAUAUCAUCCUUUAGCAUUAAGGUUCUUCUUAAUGCGCACACACUACCGGGCAGAUGUGAAUUACUCUGAUAGACAGCUUGACACCGCAUCGGAUCGUGUCUUCUACAUAUAUCAGACUAUACAGGACUGUGAAAAGGCUCUAUCCCCAUUUCGUGAAGGAAAUAUCAAAGGUCAGAUUCCAGAUGAUAUCAGAGAACUGGUCAAUAAGUUCCCCGCCAAUUUCACAGCUUCUAUGUCUGAUGAUUUGCACACUACUGCUGUUCUGGAUGACCUAAUGGAACCUCUGAAGGCAAUCAACAGCAAUUUGAAGAAAUUUAAGGGUAAGAAGCAGCAGCAAUCGCUUAUUCAAGCCCUGAUUGCUUUGGAAAAAGAAGUUAAGGAUGUACUUGGGAUCCUUGGUCUGAUGCCGUCGUCAUCUUGUGCAGAGGUGUUGCAACAACUAAAAGAGAAGGCACUAAAGAGAGCGGGGAUGUCGGAGGAAGAACUCUCGCAGAAGAUUGAGGAGAGGACAUUGGCGAGGAAGAACAAACAGUACAGCGAAUCCGAUAGGAUCAGGAAAGAGCUCAGCGCCGUGGGGAUCGCCCUAAUGGAUGAACCAGGUGGUACAGUAUGGAGACCGUGCGAACCCGAGCGUCCAGAAGAUUAACCAAUUUCUGAACCGAUAAAUUAUCGUAACUUACCUUAUUUACCAUUUUUCACAGCGGUCGGUUGGCAUGUAUAAGUUAAAGAGGUCUUAUAGUUAUAGGUUGCAAUUUUUGACCAGUGGAAUCUCACUUACUCGGACAGGGGACUUUCCCUUUCGAUUAUUUAAUGUGCGCUGAUUUAAUAGGAUUGUACAAGAUAAACAAAGAACCCCUCGAAUGGUUGUUUCCCUGCACUACUUUACAAAUAUUUUAUUUAUCUGACUCACAUUGUAUCCAAAUAUGGCAAGCUUGCGACUUUUUUGGUGGAUUUUUUUGUCGACGAAUCUAAUGAAUUCGACGCACAUAA